This is a messenger RNA of Necator americanus (New World hookworm), 438 nucleotides long. RefSeq lists its product as uncharacterized. The transcript has 4 exons. Gene Ontology annotation, molecular function: protein binding. The record is from RefSeq and is a predicted model, not a curated record. The coding region runs from base 1 to 438 and encodes 145 amino acids. Lineage: Eukaryota; Metazoa; Nematoda; Chromadorea; Rhabditida; Ancylostomatidae.
AUGGCAGCCGGAACGGAUGACGAGCGUCCAUGCGAUCUGCUUUUGAAGUGCCUCGAUAACGGACGGGUUGACGUAUUAUGCUCUCUACUUUCUCAACUAAGGAAUAAACCUGAUUUUCAUGAUCACGUUGAUGCGUUAUGUUGUAAGGAAGGAACACUGCUUCACCGUGCAGUUGGAUUAGACUCUGCGGACUUCGUGAGUGCACUUCUCUCCAAUGGUGCGAAUCCUUGUGUCCAGAAUGAGGAAGGAAAAACUCCUUAUCAAAUGUGCAAAUCAGAUGUGGUUCGCAAUGCGUUUGUCCAGGAAGCUCUGCGAGCCAUUACACUUUCCAACAUUAGCGUUAUAGCGCCACAACGCCUAUCGCUUCAUUGCCCUUCGAUUUCUGCUUCGGUCUUCCAUCUUCUUUCACCUGUUGGUCUCCUUUUUUCUGUUGAUUAG